Molecule: messenger RNA, 1732 nt
Organism: Physeter macrocephalus (sperm whale)
Lineage: Eukaryota; Metazoa; Chordata; Mammalia; Artiodactyla; Physeteridae
Product: AP-2 complex subunit alpha-1
Exons: 13
Coding region: 152-1732 (526 amino acids)
Biological process (GO): intracellular protein transport; clathrin-dependent endocytosis
Cellular component (GO): AP-2 adaptor complex; membrane coat
Molecular function (GO): clathrin-cargo adaptor activity
Source: RefSeq, a predicted model, not a curated record
CCUGCCAGCCCGCCCGCCAGCCCGCCCUCCCCCCCUUGGCCGGCUCGGCUCCUCGGCGCUGCCUGGGGUCCUUCGCUCCCGGUCCCCGCCUGCCAGCCCCCGCUGUGCUGCGCCCUGCCCGGCCAGGCCUGGAGUCGACACCACCGCCAUCAUGCCGGCCGUGUCCAAGGGCGAUGGGAUGCGGGGGCUCGCCGUGUUCAUCUCCGACAUCCGGAACUGUAAGAGCAAGGAGGCGGAGAUUAAGAGAAUCAACAAGGAACUGGCCAACAUCCGCUCCAAGUUCAAGGGGGACAAAGCCUUGGACGGCUACAGCAAGAAAAAGUAUGUGUGUAAACUGCUCUUCAUUUUCCUGCUCGGCCACGACAUCGACUUUGGGCACAUGGAGGCCGUGAACCUGCUGAGCUCCAACAAGUACACGGAGAAGCAGAUAGGUUACCUGUUCAUCUCGGUGCUGGUGAACUCCACCUCGGAGCUGAUCCGGCUCAUCAAUAACGCCAUCAAGAACGACCUGGCCAGCCGCAACCCCACCUUCAUGUGCCUGGCCCUGCACUGCAUCGCCAACGUGGGCAGCCGUGAGAUGGGCGAGGCCUUUGCCGCUGACAUCCCUCGCAUCUUGGUGGCUGGGGACAGCAUGGACAGCGUGAAGCAGAGUGCAGCCCUGUGCCUGCUGCGGCUCUACAAGGCCUCGCCCGACCUGGUGCCCAUGGGCGAGUGGACGGCCCGCGUGGUGCACCUGCUCAACGACCAGCACAUGGGCGUGGUCACAGCCGCUGUCAGCCUCAUCACUUGUCUCUGCAAGAAGAACCCGGAUGACUUCAAGACAUGCAUCUCCCUGGCCGUGUCUCGCCUGAGCCGGAUCGUCUCCUCGGCCUCCACCGACCUCCAGGACUACACCUACUACUUCGUCCCGGCUCCCUGGCUCUCGGUGAAGCUCCUGCGGCUGCUGCAGUGCUACCCCCCGCCAGAGGACGCGGCCGUGAAGGGGCGGCUGGUGGAGUGUCUGGAGACCGUGCUCAACAAGGCCCAGGAGCCGCCCAAGUCCAAGAAGGUCCAGCACUCCAACGCCAAGAACGCCAUCCUCUUCGAGACCAUCAGCCUCAUCAUCCACUACGACAGUGAGCCCAACCUUCUGGUCCGGGCCUGUAACCAGCUGGGCCAGUUCCUGCAGCACCGGGAGACCAACCUGCGCUACCUGGCCCUGGAGAGCAUGUGCACACUGGCCAGCUCCGAGUUCUCCCACGAGGCGGUCAAGACCCACAUUGACACCGUCAUCAACGCCCUCAAGACGGAGCGGGACGUCAGUGUGCGACAGCGGGCGGCCGACCUCCUCUAUGCCAUGUGCGACCGGAGCAACGCCAAGCAGAUUGUGUCAGAGAUGCUGCGGUACCUGGAGACGGCCGACUAUGCCAUCCGCGAAGAGAUUGUCCUAAAGGUGGCCAUCCUGGCUGAGAAGUACGCCGUGGACUACAGCUGGUACGUGGACACCAUCCUCAACCUCAUCCGCAUCGCGGGCGACUACGUGAGCGAGGAGGUGUGGUACCGCGUGCUACAGAUUGUCACCAACCGUGACGACGUCCAGGGCUACGCUGCCAAGACCGUCUUUGAGGCGCUCCAGGCCCCCGCCUGCCAUGAGAACAUGGUGAAAGUUGGCGGCUACAUCCUUGGGGAGUUUGGGAACCUGAUUGCUGGGGACCCCCGCUCCAGGUUUGACAACUCCAUCCCUGAAUGUUAA